Brassica oleracea var. oleracea is the source of this 2677-nucleotide messenger RNA. RefSeq names its product pentatricopeptide repeat-containing protein At2g18940, chloroplastic. The transcript has a single exon. NCBI's taxonomy places the organism in Eukaryota, Viridiplantae, Streptophyta, Magnoliopsida, Brassicales, Brassicaceae. Gene Ontology annotation, molecular function: protein binding. The coding region runs from base 123 to 2579 and encodes 818 amino acids. The record is from RefSeq and is a predicted model, not a curated record.
UUUCUUACGGCCAUUCAAACUUACAACCAAAGGAGCUAGCUCACUUUAUCUAUUCUUCCUUCUUCCUUCUUCCUUCUUCCUUCUUCCACCAUUUAGCAAUUAUCGGAUAACGUCCUUCCUCAAUGGACGCCGCACUCUCCCCUCUCAAACCUCCAUACCCUAUUCAAUCCAAGAGACCUCCACCACCUCAGUCCUCCAACCACUCCGUCAAAUUCAGCUCCGCCACACUCCACUUACCUCCUCCUUCUCCUUCUCCUCCUUCCUUCCCUCUCGAUUCCCUUCUCCACCACCUCGUCCACCUCUCUUCCUUUCCCCGACAUGCCAACUCACCCGCCGCAGCUCGUUUCCCUUCUCUCGAGGUCAAAUCGGCGAAACCCAUCUCGAGUCCCGUUCUGGGUAUCAACGGGUCUUUGAAGCUACUGUGUAAGAAGGAAACUGCGUUACUCAACUCCAUUUUGGACCACCCUUUGUCUGAAUUGAGCAGCUUCUUCGAUUCCGCGAAGUCCGAGCUGAUUAGGACCGAUGUGUUCAGUCUCGUCAAGGCUCUGGACGAUUCCGGGAACUGGGAGAGAGCGGUUUUGCUGUUCGAAUGGCUAGUUUCGGCUUCGAAUUCAGGAGAUUUGAAGCUAGAUCAUUAUGUUAUAGAGAUUGUAGUUAGGAUCUUAGGUAGAGAGUCUCAGUACUCCGUUGCAGCUAAGCUGCUCGAUAAAAUUCCUCUGCAGGAAUACACGUUAGAUGUCCGCGCUUACACGACCAUCCUCUACGCUUAUUCGCGUACAGGGAAGUACGAAAGAGCGGUCAAUCUCUUCGAGAGGAUGAAAGAGAUGGGCCCUUCGCCUACUCUGGUGACUUACAAUGUGAUCCUCGAUGCUUUCGGGAGAAUGGGAAGGUCUUGGGGGAAGAUUGUACUAGUUUUAGACGUGAUUAGAAGCAAAGGGAUGAAGUUUGAUGAGUUCACUUGCAGCACUGUGCUGUCCGCUUGUGCGAGAGAGGGUUUGUUAAGAGAGGCGAAAGAGUUUUUCGCCGAGAUUAAGUCAAGCGGAUACGAGCCUGGGACUGUGACUUACAACGCGCUGUUGCAAGUUUACGGUAAAGCGGGGGUUUACACGGAAGCGUUAAAGAUUUUGAAAGAGAUGGAGGAGAACGAUUGUCCCGCGGAUUCCGUGACGUACAAUGAGCUUGUUGCGGCUUAUGUUAGAGCUGGUUUCACCAAGGAAGCUGCCGGGGUCAUCGAGAUGAUGACGGGGAAAGGUGUGAUGCCGAACGCGAUCACUUAUACGACUGUGAUAGAUGCGUAUGGGAAGUCGGGGAAGGAGGAGGAGGCUUUGAAGCUGUUUUACAGUAUGAAGAGAGCUGGGUGUGUUCCGAACACUUGCACCUACAACGUGGUGCUUAGUAUGCUGGGGAAGAAAUCGAGAUCUAACGAGAUGGUGAAGAUGUUAUGCGACAUGAAGUCUAACGGAUGCUCUCCGAAUAGGGUUACUUGGAACACGAUGCUCGCUCUGUGUGGGAAAAAGGGUAUGGAUAAGUACGUGAACCGAGUGUUCCGCGAGAUGAAGAGCUGCGGUUUCGAGCCUGAUAGGGACACGUUCAAUACGCUGAUCAGCGCCUACGGGAGGUGUGGCUCGGAGGUCGAUGCGUCGAAAAUGUUCGGGGAGAUGACGAGAGCAGGGUUCAACGCUUGCGUCACGACUUACAACGCGUUGCUUAACGCCUUGGCUAGACAAGGGGACUGGAGAUCGGGAGAGGGCGUGAUCUCCGACAUGAAAAGCAAAGGUUUCAAACCGACGGAGACGUCUUACUCGUUGAUGCUUCAGUGUUAUGCCAAGGGAGGGAACGUGCUAGGGAUAGAGAGGAUCGAGAAGGAGAUAGUCGAGGGGCAGAUCUUCCCGAGCUGGAUGCUUCUGAGAACUCUGCUUCUCGCAAACUUCAAAUGCAGAGCGCUUGCUGGGAUGGAGAGAGCCUUCGCGCUGUUUAAAAAGCACGGAUACAAACCCGACAUGGUGAUUUUCAACUCGAUGCUCUCCAUCUUCACAAGGAACAACAUGUACGACCAAGCGCACGAGAUCCUGCAGUCCAUCCGCGACCACGAGCUAAACCCCGAUCUCGUGACCUACAACAGCCUCAUGGACAUGUACGUAAGACGUGGAGAGUGUUGGAAAGCCGAAGAAAUCCUCAAGAGUCUAGAGAAAUCGAAGCUAAGACCGGACCUCGUCUCUUACAACACGGUGAUCAAGGGGUUCUGCAGGAAAGGGCUGAUGCAAGAAGCGGUUAGGAUGCUGUCUGAGAUGACGGAGCGUGGGAUCAGACCGUGUAUCUUCACUUACAACACGUUUGUUUCGGGUUACACGGCGAUGGGGAUGUUUGGGGAGAUAGAGGAUGUGAUCGAGUGUAUGGCGAAGAAUAAGUGCAGACCAAAUGAGUUGACGUAUAAAAUGGUUGUGGAUGGUUAUUGCAGAGGAGGGAGGUAUAGCGAAGCUAUGGAGUUUGUAUCAAAGAUUAAAACUCUUGAUGCUUACUUUGAUGAUCAGUCCAUCCAACGGCUAGCCGUUCGAGUACGUGAGAAUUUAGAAUCCUAAAUCAAUUAUAUAUUUGUUUGUUUUUUUUCUUUGUAGAUUUGUGAGUUUUUGUAUUAAAAUUUACAUUUUACUUGAAAUAAAAAUAAGCAACUUUGUUC